Phragmites australis (common reed) is the source of this 1385-nucleotide messenger RNA. RefSeq lists its product as uncharacterized. Gene Ontology annotation, cellular component: cytosol. NCBI's taxonomy places the organism in Eukaryota, Viridiplantae, Streptophyta, Magnoliopsida, Poales, Poaceae. The record is from RefSeq and is a predicted model, not a curated record. The transcript is spliced from 2 exons. Gene Ontology annotation, biological process: response to desiccation. The coding region runs from base 122 to 1054 and encodes 310 amino acids.
CUGCACGUGCUUGCUGCCUCUGCUCUCGCUCUCCUCCCUCGCUUCCGUCUCGAGACGGAAGCAAUCUCUGAUCUCACUCUCACGUUCUUGGUUUUUUUCUCCGCCAGCGACAGCGUCGAGCAUGUCUUCGUCGGAGAACAUCACGGUGACCGAACGCGGCGGCAAGGACAAGGACCAUGACGAGGGCGGCGGCGGCUUCAUCGACAAGGUGAAGGACUUCAUCCACGACAUCGGCGAGAAGAUCGAGGAGGCCGUCGGCUUCGGCAAGCCCACCGCCGACGUCUCCGGCAUCCACAUCCCCCACAUCAGCCUCCACCGCGCCGACCUCGUCGUGGACGUCCUCAUCAAGAACCCCAACCCCGUCCCCAUCCCGCUCGUCGACAUCGACUACCUCAUCGACAGCGACGGCCGCAAGCUCGUCUCCGGCCUCAUCCCCGACGCUGGCACCAUCCACGCCCACGGCGAGGAGACCGUCAAGAUCCCCGUCUCCCUCGUCUUCGACGACAUCAAGAGCACCUACAAGGACAUCCAGCCCGGGAGCAUCAUCCCCUACCUCGUCCGCGUCGUCCUCCUCGUCGACGUCCCCAUCAUCGGCCGGAUCAAGAUCCCGCUCGAGAAGACCGGCGAGAUCCCCGUCCCCUACAAGCCCGACGUCGACGUCGAGAAGAUCAAGUUCCACAGGUUCUCCUUCGACGACACUACCGCCACGCUUCACCUCAAGCUCGAGAACAAGAACGAUUUCGACCUCGGACUCAACAUGCUCCAGUACGAGAUGUGGCUCGGCGACGACAGCAUCGCCUCCGCCGAGCUCACGCAGAGCGCCAAGAUCGAGAAGCAGGGGAUCACCAGGAUGCAAGUCCCGUUCAGCUUCAGCCCCAAGGAUUUCGGAUCAGCUGUCUGGGACAUGAUCAGGGGCAGGGGGACAGGGUACACCAUCAAGGGGAAGAUUGAUGUGGACACCCCGUUUGGGAACAUGAAACUGCCCAUCAGCAAAGAGGGUGGAACCACUCGCCUCAAGAAGGACGAGGACGAGGACGACGACGACGAGGAGUGAAGUGCUGCUGUUAGCGAACAGGCAAGAUAGUUAAGCAUCAAGAAUGGAGAAUGUUUUAUGGGGAUAGUCCACCCGUACGCUUAUCACUAGUCAAGCUCAUGCUUUAGUUCUUGAUGCCUUGUUUGAUUACAGAUCUGAUGUCCGAACCACCUCCAUGCCGUAUGCUUCAUUGUGAACUGGUCUUGUGACUGCUUUGUGCUGUUCAUCUAGUUGUCUCGUGCAUGAAUUCUGUGUGCGUUAAGGGCUCCAGACUUUGUGAUUGGAAUAACAAUAAAGUCCAUCACCCCUUGUUCUUUGUGGGGCUGGUUGGUAGGUUUUCCGUGUUUUCAAA